Molecule: messenger RNA, 2153 nt
Organism: Impatiens glandulifera
Lineage: Eukaryota; Viridiplantae; Streptophyta; Magnoliopsida; Ericales; Balsaminaceae
Exons: 1
Coding region: 160-2097 (645 amino acids)
Biological process (GO): cell surface receptor signaling pathway
Molecular function (GO): protein binding
Source: RefSeq, a predicted model, not a curated record
UAUCCAAUUUGAUGUGUCUUCUCAUGGGCAUCAACUCCUCCUCUUCAUAGACAGAUCAUUGACAGCUAUUCUUCACACCAAACCCUUUUCCAUUACUUUAAUCUAAUUCAUCAUCUUCAUCAUCUUCAUUCUCAAUCUCAAUCUUCUCUAACAAUAACAAUGGGGGACGUAGUAAAACAGAUGCUGGCAAAGCCAAUCCAACUAGCAGACCAAGUCAUUAAAUCAGCCGAUGAAGCCAGCUCUUUCAAAUCAGAAUGUUCCGAACUAAAAUCCAAGACCGAAAAACUAGUAACCCUUCUCCGUCAAGCCGCUCGCGCCAGCAACGAUCUCUACGAACGUCCAACCCGUCGUAUCAUCGAUGAUACAGAACAAGUCCUAGACAAAGCUCUUUCCCUCGUCAUCAAAUGCCGAGCCCACGGUCUAGUUAAACGUGUAUUCACCAUCAUACCCACCGCCGCAUUCCGGAAAAUGUUCGCCCUACUCGAAAACUCAAUUGGUGAUGUAUCCUGGCUUCUCCGUGUCUCUGCCCCAGCCGAGGAUCGAGAUGAUGGGUAUCUCGGUCUACCUCCAAUCGCAGCUAAUGAACCAAUCCUCUGCCUAAUUUGGGAACAAAUCGCUAUUCUUUAUACUGGGUCACCGGAAAAUCGAUCAGAUUCCGCCGCCUCUCUAGUGUCGCUUGCACGCGACAAUGAUCGUUACGGGAAACUUAUCAUUGAAGAAGGCGGCGUCGUUCCUUUGCUCCGAUUGGUUAAAGAAGGGAAACCUGAAGGACAGGAGAAUGCUGCGAGAGCGAUUGGACUUCUGGGUAGAGAUCCGGAAAGCGUUGAGUAUAUGAUUCACGCCGGCGCUUGUUCUGUUUUCGCGAAAGUUCUUAAAGAAGGACCGAUGAAAGUUCAGGCUGUCGUGGCUUGGACUAUAUCGGAACUUGCUGCCCAUUACCCAACCUGUCAAGAUCUAUUCGCUCAGCACAAUAUAAUCCGUCUUCUCGUCGGCCAUCUCGCUUUCGAAACAGUUCAAGAACAUAGCAAAUACGCCAUCGCCGGAAAAUCCCUUCACGCGGUUGUGGUAGCAAACAACAACUAUACCGUCGCCGCCGCUGGUGCCGGAGCCAUCCCUAAUCUCAUCGACGACGAUGAUCUACAUAAUGGAAACAAAAUCAACCACCCAUUAGCCAAAGCCAAUACCAAGAAGCCAGCUGCCCCUAGUCAAAUGCAUCAGGUAAUUGCAAAUACAAUGGCUAUGAAAACUCAACCCAAUCAACAACCUCAAAAAUAUCAAACUCAACAUAGCCAUUUGGGUUCUGGUGUAAACAUGAAAUUAGGAGGAAGGGAUCAAGAAGAUCAAGCAACAAAAACCCAUAUGAAAUCAAUGUCUGCCAGAGCCCUCUGGCAGCUCGCGAGAGGAAAUUCCGCCAUUUGCAAGAGCAUAACAGAAUCAAGAGCCCUCCUCUGUUUCGCAGUCUUAUUAGAAAAAGGAAGAGAUGAAGUCCAAUACAAUUCGGCUAUGGCAUUAAUGGCAAUAACCAGUGUUGCAGAAAAAGAUUCCGAAUUGAGAAGAUCAGCAUUCAAACCAAGCUCACCCGCCUGUAAAGCAGUUGUUGAUCAAUUACUAAGAAUCAUAAACGAGGAAGAUUCAGAUCUUCUAAUCCCCUGUAUUAACUCAAUCGGGAACUUGGCUAGAACAUUCCGGGCAACUGAGACCAGAAUGAUAAAUCCGUUGGUGAAGCUUCUAGACGAAAAGGAAGUAGAUGUAUCUAUAGAAGCAGCCAUUGCAUUAACCAAAUUCGCUUCAAGUGAAAACUUUCUCUGCGUUGAUCAUUCGAAGGCGAUUAUAAGCUGUGGAGGGACAAAGCAUCUAAUUCAACUGGCUUACUUUGGGGAGCAAAUAGUUCAGACGGCGGCUGUUAUACUUUUAGCUAACAUUGCUAAGCAUGUGCCGGAUAGUGAGGAAUUAGCAGAGUUGAAGGUGCUGAAUGUUCUAGAAUGGGCAUCGAAACAAGGGCAGGUUGUGCAAGACGAAGCGGUUGAGGAAUUGCUGAUUGAAACUAGGAGUAAACUCGAGCUAUAUCAAUCAAGAGGUUCAAUGGGAUUUCAUUAAUUUCUUCAAUUCAACAACCAUAAAAGGUUUAUUGUAUAUAGGAUAUAACAUAUAUG